This is a messenger RNA of Ahaetulla prasina, 1725 nucleotides long. It is a transcript of the gene PRDM14, whose product is annotated as PR/SET domain 14. NCBI's taxonomy places the organism in Eukaryota, Metazoa, Chordata, Lepidosauria, Squamata, Colubridae. The coding region runs from base 1 to 1725 and encodes 574 amino acids. The record is from RefSeq and is a predicted model, not a curated record. Gene Ontology annotation, biological process: regulation of transcription by RNA polymerase II. Gene Ontology annotation, molecular function: RNA polymerase II transcription regulatory region sequence-specific DNA binding; protein binding. Gene Ontology annotation, cellular component: nucleus. The transcript has 8 exons.
AUGGCUUCUUCGUUGGCUGGGACCGCGCCCUCCAAAGAGGCCGGCGUUGCUGAGGGCGCCGGCGGCGAUUCCAUGCUGAUGCUGUUCCACGGCUGUCCCGCCGGUGCCGCUUCCUUUGCUCCAGCUCUGCACCCGCCGCUGUUCUUCGACACGCUUCAGCCGACGGUCGUCUUCCAGUCGCCGGCGUCAGCUGCCGGGGGCCUGAGCCCGGCCUCGUCUCCGCUGCAGCCUUUCCCCUUCCAGCGACUACCCGCCACUUACCUGGGGCCGCCGCUGCCACCUCCGCCGCCCACCCUUCCUCUUCUCCGGCCGCUGCCCCGGCCUGUGCCAGUGCUGCCCGCGCCCUUCCCCGGGAAGAGAGCCUCGCCCAGAAAAAGGAGCAGCCUCGAAGGAACGCCGGACUCGGAGCAGCGCCCGCCUAGCUACCGUUUCACGGCCCAGGAGCUUCACGCCGUCCUCUACGGCGCCCUGCCCGGCGGGAGGCAGCCGCGCGUCCUCUCGGCAGGUGGGCCUCAGUCCGGUGCCUUACCAUCUUUGCAUGUCACCUUCUUUGCAAGACCCAGAGCUUCUCCUUAUAGAAAAAACACAGUUCAGUGGCAACUUGAACCGUUUUGCUCUGUGAUUCAUCUCGUAGGCAUUUCAACUGAGGUAGUUAAAGUGGACAUACGCCCUGUUGACUGUAUCUCUGCUUUUCUUUCAGGAGAUACUGACAGUCAGCCCCCACUGCUGGAUAGAUCAACCCUGCAACUUCCCAAAGGUCUGACUGUGUUGCAGACUGUAUUUAUGGAUGGUCCACAGUUGGGUGUCUUCUGCACAGAAACCAUUCUUAAGGGUAUUCGGUUUGGUCCUUUCCAAGGCAAAGUGGUCAACACUAGCGAGAUUAAAACUUAUGAUGACAAUUCUUUGAUGUGGGAGAUUUUUGAAGAUGGCCAGUUGAGUCAUUUCAUUGACGGCAGAGGUUCUUCUGGAAACUGGAUGUCAUUAGUGAACUGUGCCCGCUUCCCAGAGGAGCAAAACCUGACAGCCCUUCAGUGCCAAGGCCAGAUCUAUUAUGAGAGCUGCAAAGAAAUUACACCUGGCCAAGAACUGCUGGUCUGGUAUGGUGAUUGUUACUCGCAGUUUCUUGGCAUCCCUAUCAGCCUCAAAGGAACAGCAGAAGAAAAGCGAACCCCAGUGCAUAGUGAAGAAUCUGUGGAGGGUUAUGAAUGUGGGCGGUGUGAAAAAGUCUUUGCCUACAGAUACUAUCGGGACAAACAUCUGAAGUACACACGGUGUGUGGACGAAGGGAACAGAAAAUUCCCAUGCCAUCUUUGCAACCGAUCUUUUGAAAAACGGGACCGUCUGAGGAUUCACAUUCUCCAUGUUCAUGAGAAGCAUAGACCUCAUAAAUGCUCUGUGUGUGGUAAAAGUUUCUCUCAGUCCUCUAGUCUAAGCAAGCACACGAGGGUGCAUUCUGGAGAACGGCCAUAUAAGUGUGUAUACUGCAACAAGGCCUUCACUGCCUCCAGCAUCCUGCGUACUCACAUCCGUCAACAUUCAGGAGAGAAGCCCUUCAAGUGUAAGCACUGCGGUAAAGUGUUUGCUUCACAUGCUGCCCAUGACAGUCAUGUGCGACGCACGCACAGUUCUAAAGACAAAGGCUCUAAAUGUACGCUGUGUGAUAAAAUAUUCCUAGAGGCAGAAGAAUUUCGCUUCCAUAUGAAAUUCCACAAAACAGCAAAGUAA